AUGGUUUCAGCCAUGUUUGAGGACAACCUUGGGAAUCGCCAAACUGUGUGUGAGCACGGGCUACAAGGGGCGAGUCAACCUCACCGAGAAAGGAGGAGGGCCGCUGGUUCUGGAGCCCGGCCGGUGUUUGCCAGAGACGGAGACAAGAACCGGAGCGAGCAGAUCAGCUACAGAAUCCUCAGAGGAAAUGAAGGAAAUAUCUUCCAGAUCGACGAGGAGACGGGAAACAUCACAAUGACGAAGGCUGCUGAUAUCGUUGGACCGAUCACUCUCACUGUUCUGGCGUCUCAGGUGACAAACAGGGAUCAGUUUGCGGUGACGCAGGUGACCAUCGAGGUGAUGAAGAAGAGCAGGAACCCUCCUCGCUUCGAGAAGGAGCGAUACGAAGGGUUUAUCUACAGCAACUCGGUCCCUGAGAGCAUGAUCCUCCGAGACCGGAGCACCAACAGACCCUUCAGAGUCCGAGCGCGGGAUGAGGACUUCGCUGCGGGUUUGAAUCCCGACAUGAAGUACGAGGUUCAGUACAGCAGCUACGUCAACGUCACCUACGACGGUUUUGUGAUCCUGAAGAGAGUCGUGAAGACCGAGUCCUUCGCUCUCCAGCUCCGAGCCGUGGACACGACAACGGGAGAGUUUGGGACAGCUGCUCUCUCUGUUCAGGUGAUACCAGCCGUAGCCACCCCGUCUGACUCUACCAUCGGGUACCGUCCGGGGGACAUGGUGCUGCUGGGGCUGGUCAUGGCGGCUCUGUUGGUGCUUUGUCUCAUCGUCAUUGGCUUCCUGAUUUCCCGCUUAUGGAAAGGAAACGCCGGCAUGGACAAAAUAUGUGAGUGUUUUGGCCCCUGUCUGAAGGGCGAGCAUGCCCGCUCUGGUCACAGGGACUCUCUUCAGUUCACCAACGAUGGCUUCACCUCUGAGGGAGACCAGAGCCGCGGCGGGGCCCGGCACUGUAACAACGUAGUUCCUCGGCGGAGCACCUUCCCUCAGCCACGAGGCCGGGUUAUCCCCCUUGAGAGACGGAGCCGACACUGCUCCUCCUGCGGUGUCUACGACAACCACGUCGGUGCCGGGAGCCCGUCAGCGAGGGCAUCAAGGAGGGGGAGGGGUGACGGGGACGACUAUGCAGCGAGGGCCAGCCUUAUUAAGCAGAGGAGGAAGGAGGGGCAGAAGACUGUCUGGUUCAAGGAGAGCGAGGGCUCCUCUGACAUCGAGGUGGAGAUCAUCCCCGAUUCUGUGGGCCGGGUGGAGGAGGAGACGCAGGAGGAGCUGGAGGGGGAGAUGGAGAUGGAGGGGGUGGUCAGAGACCCGGCGGCCCCCCUAAGAGAGUUGGAGGGGGAGCAGGAGGGGCAGGAACCUGGAGACAUGAGCUCAGAGACAGAGAGGAGGAGCGCGGAGCAGGAGGGCUGACAGGAACAGGAGGAGUCAAACAUCAAACUGACACAGAGCUUAUUUUCUGUCUCUAAUGGAGGUGACGCCUGCAGGAGGGGGUCUCACAGGAUGUCUCAGAGAGUCCCAUCAUCUGUGGGGCAACUUCAAACACCUCCAGGACAGACUCAAGGACGGAUUCAAGGACCCAAACAUGAUACUGUGAGAGUGUGAGAACACAGUCUGAGCCCAUGACUUGUCCUCCUGUGUUUACACCAUGAGAUCAGAGUUUUCUGUCACUCCUGCACCUUUUUUAAAAGUUUAGGUCCAUUUCAAACAACGUGAAACAUAUUUUUAUAGUCUUUGUUCCUAGUUUUGGUUAACUUUUGAAUUCACUAAACAACAUUUCUCUAACUGAGCGGUCUAAAGACACAAAGCUGCAUAGAGACAGAGCUUUCUGUAUUUAAUAUAAAUCCACACUCUAUAGAUCCUCUUUGGGGUCAACUUAGUUUAAAGUUUAGAGAUCACCACGGUCACAAGAACACGGUCGGAAACAAGAAGGAUGAACUUUGUCGAUAUUCCAGUCGUGCACACCUGCUGGAGACGUGCACACGACUUUUCAAUACUCAUAACUCGUUUAACGCCUAGCAUCCACGAUAUCUACAUUUUAAAGAGGUCAUAUUAUACCCUUUUUGGGGUUCGCAUAUUUAAUCUA
This is a messenger RNA of Labrus bergylta (ballan wrasse), 2080 nucleotides long. The record is from RefSeq and is a predicted model, not a curated record. Lineage: Eukaryota; Metazoa; Chordata; Actinopteri; Labriformes; Labridae.